Molecule: messenger RNA, 1533 nt
Organism: Cantharellus anzutake
Lineage: Eukaryota; Fungi; Basidiomycota; Agaricomycetes; Cantharellales; Hydnaceae
Exons: 9
Coding region: 1-1533 (510 amino acids)
Biological process (GO): carbohydrate metabolic process
Source: RefSeq, a predicted model, not a curated record
AUGCCUUUACUCACUUUUUUAGUUGCUCUUUCAAUCUUCCCCAUUAUUCUCCCCACCCUUGCACAAGACGGAAGCGUUGAUGGCCCCAGCACGAGCACCGAGGCCGCUGGCUAUAGUUGUGACCCAUCCAAAUGCCAACUUCCUACCUGUCGAUGCGCUAGUACAGAUAUCCCUGGAGGCAUACCUCAUGACCAGACCCCUCAGUUCAUCGUUUUCACUGCUGAUGAUGCCAUCCAAUCCUAUACCAUUAAUGCCGUCAACAACCUCCUUGCCCAUCGUAAGAAUCCAAACGGAUGUACUCCAAAGAUGACCUACUUCACCCAAAUAUCAUACACUAAUUUCACUUUGGUCACUGACUGGUUCGUCGCCGGAAACGAGAUUGCUGAUCACACGAUGACCCACCCCGAACUGGGUGGUCCAGAUGAGAUCAACGGAAACUUGGUUACCCUCAACGCCCUUGCCGGAAUCCCCCUGAAAGACAUUCGUGGUUUCCGAGCACCGUAUCUCAAUUACUCUUCGGAGAUGUUAGGAAACCUCGUAAAGGCUGGAUUCACAUAUGACUCCAGUGCCACUGCUUCAAUCCCUGUCAAUCAGAAUGGCACGGAUGCGUUUUGGCCGUACACACUUGAUAACGGGUUAGCCAACGAUUGUUUGACGAUCCCCGGUAUCUGCAAAGGGCAACCCAAACUACCCGGUUUCUGGGAGGUCCUGAUGUAUGCCAUCUUCGAUGAGCGAGGUGGAGUUGGCACGCAUUUGAUGGACCCUUGGAUAGAUGGGAAUAAUUCGGCAGUGUACAAAUGGAUGCAGAAUACUUUCGUUGCUCAUUAUAACGCGAACCGUCAGCCCUUCGGACUUUACACACACCCUAUUCAUAUUGCGACUGGCUACCCAGGAGUUGCGGACCCCACAGAUACGAUUAACAUGAUCAACAGUUUCUUGGACUGGGCUCAACAACAAUCCAAUGUCUGGAUUGUUUCGACUGGUCAACUGCUGGACUGGGUCAUGAAUCCGGUCCCCGCUUCACAGCUGAAUUCGAUACAGUCAUUCCAAUGUGCAUUGCCUGUUGUAGAGGCCAAGAUUUGCAAUGGUAUCCCUUCCAAUGAAGCUGGUUUGUUAUCUCACUGCGCGUUCACCGACUUCCCGUUCUACACAUGUUAUGGAUGCCCUGCUACGCAGCCGAGUCCUUCCGAUCCAAAUCCAAGCCAGCCAGCGGUAUCGGGUAAAACCCGAACGAGAUUGCCUUCGGACUGCUAUACCGCCUUCUGGGACCCUAUCAAUGGCACUUGUUUAUGCCAGAAUGGCACAUCAUGCCAGUUCACAGACCAAACAAGACCUAUUGGGCCCAAUGGGGCCAACUUGACAGGGGGUGGAACGGGGGGCGGGCCUACCUCGUCACCAUCAUAUGUCCCCUUCAAUGGUGGAUCGGGCGGUGCGUUAUCGAAUGUUCAUCUAGGAGCGAACGUUUUACUGUCGGUGGGGCUCGGGUUGGUGGGUGUUGCCUUUGGUGUUUUGAGUACCAUGCUGGCGGCUUAG